This is a messenger RNA of Phialemonium atrogriseum, 414 nucleotides long. RefSeq lists its product as uncharacterized. The record is from RefSeq and is a predicted model, not a curated record. The coding region runs from base 1 to 414 and encodes 137 amino acids. The transcript has 3 exons. NCBI's taxonomy places the organism in Eukaryota, Fungi, Ascomycota, Sordariomycetes, Cephalothecales, Cephalothecaceae.
AUGCCUGCAUUUGCUCCGCUCCUUGCUGCCUACCCUCCUCAUUGGCCUCCCCUCAGCCUUCCCCAGUGGGAUGAAGGGUUUGGCGAUUCCAUCAAUCAGCAAUGGACUCGGUUCCUCGAAUGGCUCACUCAACCCCAUGUCCUUCCCAUACUUCUGGCUUGGAUGGUCACAUUCACGGUGUUCUGUAUGGUCCUGGCGCUAGGCUUCCGCCGCGAUGGAGUCGGUGCCAGUACUCCUGCUGCGGCCUUCCAGUCGUACAUGUAUGGCGCUCUCACGCCGGCUGGCGGGAUAUUCGCGACUCUGACGAGCAUGGCUAUGCUGGGGACAUUCAUGCCUGUGGUAGUGCUCAUCGCUGCUGUUAUUGCCACGGCGGUUGCGGCCAUUGUGUGGAAGACUGGGCUGGGAGCCAAAUGA